Phytophthora nicotianae INRA-310 is the source of this 2757-nucleotide messenger RNA. RefSeq lists its product as hypothetical. Gene Ontology annotation, cellular component: cytoplasm. The transcript is spliced from 6 exons. NCBI's taxonomy places the organism in Eukaryota, Oomycota, Peronosporomycetes, Peronosporales, Peronosporaceae. The record is from RefSeq and is a predicted model, not a curated record. Gene Ontology annotation, molecular function: ubiquitin-protein transferase inhibitor activity. The coding region runs from base 286 to 1518 and encodes 410 amino acids.
AUUUGAUACCCCGUUGGAAUGGGAAAGGAGGAGCUGCUAGAUGCGCUUGCUGGGCUGCCGGCCGCGGCGUCUAUAGAGGACCUACGCGCUCAAUUCGCAGUAGUGCAUGAAGGUGAAUUGCUGCUCGAUGUUUCUACACCAGAAAUGUGUCUAAAUUCGACGUAUUGACUGCGUUAUGCAGCUCUAAGUGACAUCCAACGUAAGCGCUGGAAGUUCCUGGAAGAUGCUUGCUCGGUCGUGCUGCGCCAAGUCUUCAGUCUGGUCUCUAAUGACGAGAUAGAUGGUAUGAGCGAUGUAGACAGUCGAGAAUUUACAAUCUCGACACAGGAAGGGGUCGAUUUGUGCCUCCAAUUCAUCGAACCAUUGAUACACUCGACGGUGUUAGUUGCUGACGCUUUGGACGACGAGCAAGAGGCUGUUAGUCAGCGUGGAGUGGUCAUUGCAGCUCUCUUGUACCUAUUUGCAAAGGUUUCGAAAGAUAGCGAGAUAAAGUCACGCCUUGUGGCCAAAGUGUUGUUGUGUGGGGUGGAGAUCCACGUGAUCCUGGCUACACUUCGCUUCCGUGAAGAGCUGAUCGAGUGCCGACGAGCGCUCCUACCAUCGUACGAGAGUGACUCGGAAGCAGAGUCGGAGUUGGACUCGGAUGAUGAUGAGGGAUUGUCAGAACAUACUGGGGAAUUUGAGAGCGAGGAUACUCAGUGGAUAACCGAACAAGUGGCCAAGGCGUGGGGAUUAACGAAGUAUCGAUACUUCCUACAGACGUCGGGGCAGGAGUACAGCUUUACUGCCUGGUCCUACCGCGGAAUUGGGAAUCUUGUGCACGCGAUGAUUACAGAUGAGCAGCAUGGGGUUAAUGUGAUGCCUGCGGCUGUGUCGCCGUUCUCGUGGCUGUUCCAUAUUGCUGCCUAUGCGCACUACAUGAUCCACUCAAAAGAUCAUCAGGAACGCCUUUGUGGUCUCGAAGUGCUGCGAGUUAUCUGUGAUGUUUGCCCGAAUGACAAACUUACGCUCGAUGCUGAGCGGGGACGUGACGAGAACAAUGACACUUCUCUGUCAUUCCGGCAACAAGCUGCAUCUUUUCGCAAACGAGAUUGGAUGUCUCCAUUGAUUCAGGUCAUCACAAACGCAAUGGUUGCAUUUCCUGAGGUCAACGAUAGGUCGUCAACUCUAGCUGUUCUGAAAGAACUGGUGUCCAAGAUUGCAGUCACUGAUCGAUUUUGGAUUCUCCGAGAUCUGAUCAUUAAGUGCCCGUAUGGAAAUGUUGCAGCCGUGCUGGUAGAUUUUGUUCGCAACGAUGCAGUUCAGUCCUGGUCUUCGUCUGAGACGAAUUCACAAUCACGUACGUAUCCAGCACAAACGACCUCAACAAACGGACUAAAUUUUCCCACUCUCUCUCUCUCUCUCUCUCUCUCUCUCUCUCUUUUUUGUCUAAAUAGCUUUCAAGACAACAGAAAUCUGCUUGCUGCUUCAAGAUACACUGACCAAAUCUGCAGAACGCGACCUUGUGUUGCAUGCUGAUCUAGUUGCAAGUUGUUUGAGUCUCGUUCGGUUUCUAUACAUCCGCGACAAGGACAACACAACAGGCAUCCAAACAAAAACUACCAAUCACGGUAUCAGGGAUGUGUUGACGCGAAUCAGCAAGCGCCUUCAGCUGAAAAUCGAAGAAUCGACAUCAGGACGGAGUAACGCAGAUUCCCAAUCCGUUGAGAAUGACUUCACACACCUCAUGAUCUUAGAAGCAUCUCUCAGCUCGACGCUGGAGCUUUGCAACUAAAAUCUUACCAUCCUUAGGUUUUACCUAAUGGAUCGAUAACAGAUUUAGCAUGUCGAAGCAGAGGAGAGAGAUUGGGACGCUUGGCGCGUUCGAAUGGUGAGCUCUGGUGGGUUAUUGAAUUGUCAAGUUGCAGUGAAGUUUUCGGGCUGGAAAUCAGAAGUGAACCAAGCAAUUCGAUCACUUUUUGCUGUAGGGAUUGAUCUCGUACCAGCACUUGAAGCAAAUCGUUUGUCUGUUUUCAGGUAACGAGAUCAAAACGUUGCUACACCAAACAGCUGGAAAAUGGACGUGUGGUCAUCAGCAAUGGCUUUGGCACGUACAACUCGAGCUGCGAUAAAUUGCCGCAUGGCCUCAGUGUCUCCAGAAACUUGAAAUUCUAGGAGUAAAUGCAAGAAAUUGUGAUAUGUGCUUGUUGUGGCCGGAUCUUCAGUGUCUGUCAAGAAUGCAGCUUUGAACAGUAACUCGCAAGCAGAUAUUGAGAUAUUCUGAAGGGGAAGCCCGAGUACGUCUGACUCAAGUCUGGAUUGCACUUGCAUCAACGCGCUGCUUGCCUCUGCUUCAGCGUUUUGAUCGGUUUUUUCAGGCGAUUUCAAGUCCUUUUUAGCUGUUUUCGGGUCAAGAGAAGGCAAUUCUUCUCGCUUACGUCCCCCAGUUUUGAGAAAGCGCUCAAAGUCAGCACUGACACGAACUUCUCGUACGAUAUUGCGUCUGCUAACAUGACUGCUCUGCGCUUGGAUCGCUUGGAUAACACAGUAGAUGCUUUUCGCGAGAGGACGUGGGAUAUUCCAGGAUAUUAACUCGCCAACACCUCGCACGUUGUACAGAAUAUCGUACGCAGUGUAGCAUCGAUUCUCGAGCAGGAUGUUGAGAAAUGGCUUCACAGCUUCCAUAGUUUGUUGCUCUGUCCUUAUCUGCUCCCACAAGAGAGUGCAUGAUGAUUUAAGCUUAACACAAAAAUAACAGCCGUACCUUUACUAAUGGAG